AUGUCCACCGAGAAACCUCGCAAAUCACUCAUCCUGAAUGCCUUCGUGGAAAUGUGCAGCGGACACCAGUCCCCUGGGCUAUGGAGACAUCCCGAGGAUGAGUCGCAUCGCUUCAACGAUGUCGACCAUUGGGUGGAGUUAGCGCAGCUCUUGGAAUCGGCCAAAUUCCACGGAAUUUUCAUCGCAGAUGUUCUUGGAGGCUACGACGUCUACAAAGGCCCUAGAAAUCUCGAUCCCGCGAUAAUUUCCGGCGCGCAAUGGCCAGUGAAUGAACCCUUGGCUGUAGUUCCUGCUAUGGCAGCGGCCACCAAAAACAUCGGGUUUGGUGUCACAGUUACAACAACAUAUGAACCUCCAUACCAUCUCGCUAGGCGACUUUCGACGGUUGAUCAUCUCACCAAGGGCCGCCUGGGUUGGAACGUCGUCACAGGAUAUCUUGAUUCCGCCGCUCGCAACCUAGGCCAAGCCGAACAGCCCCAUCACGACGACCGUUAUCUUCUCGCAGAAGAAUAUAUCAAAGUCACCUACAAGUUAUGGGAGUCAUCUUGGCGUCAAGACGCCGUGAUUCGAGACCGCGAGCGCGGCAUCUAUACAGACCCCACAGGCGUGCGAGAGAUUAACCAUGUAGGCAAAUACUACAAUGUGCCCGGGCCACAUUUGUGUCAGCCAAGUCCACAACGUACCCCGGUGAUUCUACAAGCAGGAACCUCCAAGGCAGGCAAGACGUUCGCAGCGCAGCAUGCCGAGGCGAUAUUCGUGGGUGGCCACAGUCCUUCCGUGGUAGCGAAGAACGUGAAGGAAAUUCGCGAGUUGGCUCAGAAUGAGUUCGGUCGUGAUCCUCGAAGCAUCAAGUUCCUUGCUCUGAUCUGUCCUGUUUUGGGUAAAACUGAGGAAGAAGCAGUUGAGAAGUUCAAGCAUUACCGUAGCUUGGGAUCAAUCGAUGGUGCUCUUGCGCUCUUCGGUGGAUGGACUGGCAUCGAUUUGGAUACUUAUGGAGACGACGAAGAACUGCGACAUGUUGAGAGUAACGCGAUUCGAUCUGCCGUCGAGGGAUGGUCAAAAGCCACACCCGGGGUGGCCAAGUGGACGAAGGCUACUGUCGGCCAGCACAUCACUGUUGGCGGUCUGGGGGCGACGCCUGUUGGAACAGCCGCCCAAGUCGCGGAUAACAUGGAGCGCUGGGUGGAAGAGGCAGAUGUCGACGGCUUCAACUUGGCAUAUGCCAUCAAACCCGGAUCCUUCAAGGAUAUCAUCGAGCUCUUGAUCCCAGAGCUGCGAAAGCGUGGACUUUUCUGGGAUGACUAUGCCGCCCCCAAGGGAACAUACCGGGAGAACCUCUAUGGAGAACCAGGACAGUCAGGUCCCCCAGCAGACCAUCCCGCCUCGAAGUAUCGGUGGAAUGCUGGGGUUGAUGCCGCAGAUGCUCCUGUCCCAGAUAAUUGA
Messenger RNA from Penicillium olsonii, 1443 nucleotides. Lineage: Eukaryota; Fungi; Ascomycota; Eurotiomycetes; Eurotiales; Aspergillaceae. The record is from the annotation of a GenBank genome assembly.